This is a messenger RNA of Colletotrichum godetiae, 1212 nucleotides long. RefSeq lists its product as uncharacterized. The transcript has 7 exons. The record is from RefSeq and is a predicted model, not a curated record. NCBI's taxonomy places the organism in Eukaryota, Fungi, Ascomycota, Sordariomycetes, Glomerellales, Glomerellaceae. Bases 1 to 1212 code for a protein of 403 amino acids.
AUGACUCGUAAAAGUCUCCCCUUUCGCCCAAGCCUUGCCAAUUUCCACACCCACUCGAAAAGGUCCGCACUACGUGACAACGAUCAAGUUCUGUUCCUGGAAGACACUGCAGCGCAGCAGCCAUCACCAAUCGUAACCCUGGCUGCUGUCCGAGCGCGAGCCAGCCCAAUUGGGGAACCGGCUGACCCCGCCACUUGUGCACUCUUCCCAGCGAGAUGGUCCGUCCUCAACUCGGACCCGACUUUGUCGACUGCUUCGACAGAAUCGUCACGAUCAGCCAUGAAUAUCUUUCGCGAUUUGUCCAUCCGCCAAGAGAAUGGCAGCUCACCGAUGGAAGGGUUCAACGCGGCCCAAAGGAAGGCAUUCGGGGUUAACGGGUCAUUAAUUAUUGUCAUAGUCUUCGUUAUGGGAGUCAGGUUAUACACAAGGUUCGCCAUCACGAAGUCUAUUGGCGCUGACGAUUUCUUUAUGAUCGCUGGAACCUCCCUCUACAUCUCUCGAUUGUUCUUCGCCGUCGGCAAUGUGCUCGUCAAACUCGGUCUUCUAUUAUUCUAUCUGCGUCUAGAUAACCGACCAAAGAUGCGAUGGACGGUUUACGGACUCAUGGCGGCAGUGAUCGGAAUGGGAAUCUGUCACUUCGUCAUGUCGGCGAUCGAGUGCAAUCCCGUCGAGGCAUUCUGGGAUGCCGCUGGGGUGAUUGUCAUUGUCACGGACAUUUGUCUUUGGAUCUGCCCGAUUCCCAUGAUUUGGGGUUUACAACUUCCCCAGCGACAAAAAUGGGCGGUCUCGGCAGUGUUUGCUCUCGGAGUGGUUUGCGUCGCAGCAAACGAACCCGAGAUAUACCGACAAUUCGCCAGCUCACUUAUCUGGUACGCUGUGGAGCUUUACGUCGCCAUCUUUUGUGGGUGCUCGUCGGCACUAAAGGCAUUCUUCAAGACGUUCUUUCCGGCUCUGCUGGGUCUUUCAUCAUGUAAAACAAAGUAUCCGCUGGGGAGUAACGGUAGGGAUGGUCAGGGAAAGGGGACUCGAUCUUCGUAUCCUCUGCAAAGUCUGCCGAGUCGCCAUACUGGGUACAAGGCUACCAUCACGUCGAACGGGAGAGGAAGGGGAGGGGGGACGGAUAUCGGAAAUGAUUCGAGAAACGAUAGUGAAGAGGCCAUCAUACACGGAGCUCCGAGCGGCUGGGAAACUACUAAGGGAGCGGAAGUGUAG